CUCUAGAUAUAAAGGGAUAUGAAGACAACUUACUAAAAAAUAAACAAAGAGAUGCAAGAUCACACAGAUAAAACUGAUAGUAUAACACAAGAAAUUAAAAGACAUUCAGAUCAGAUGUCUACCCUACAAGAAGAGAGUUAUAAAACCAUGCAUAAUACAUCAACACAAUUAGAAAAGUACAUUUUAACAAACAAGCUCCUGCAAAAAAGGUUGAUGCCCAUUGACAAACUGAUUCAAAUCUUUAACAAAAACUUGGAAACAAGGAAAGAAAGAAUAACGAAGCUGGAAAAUAUUGAAGGUGCUAUUUCAAAACUGUCCAAAGAUUUGAAUAUUAUAGUGCCAGUCUCUAGACCCGUGGGUUUCCGUCAGGUGUUUGUUUCCUCACCUGAUACAUUACACCACCUGUAUCGCAUUAAUUGA
Physella acuta is the source of this 420-nucleotide messenger RNA. RefSeq lists its product as uncharacterized. The record is from RefSeq and is a predicted model, not a curated record. NCBI's taxonomy places the organism in Eukaryota, Metazoa, Mollusca, Gastropoda, Physidae.